Danio aesculapii is the source of this 2506-nucleotide messenger RNA. RefSeq names its product protocadherin 2 gamma 17 (gene pcdh2g17). The transcript has a single exon. The record is from RefSeq and is a predicted model, not a curated record. NCBI's taxonomy places the organism in Eukaryota, Metazoa, Chordata, Actinopteri, Cypriniformes, Danionidae. Gene Ontology annotation, biological process: homophilic cell-cell adhesion. The coding region runs from base 50 to 2506 and encodes 818 amino acids. Gene Ontology annotation, molecular function: calcium ion binding. Gene Ontology annotation, cellular component: plasma membrane.
UCCCAUUGAGUUUUGGAAAUAUUGAUGUUGGACUUGCUUUCUAUCGAGUAUGGCUGUUAAGGAUUUUUAUCGAAAUGGAUGUACUAGAUGGACUUUUUUCCCUCGACAGCAGUGGCAAGUAUUGUUUUUCAUCUCGUGCUGUUUUCAUUUCGGCAUCUCUCAAAUCCGGUACUCCAUCCCUGAAGAAAUGAGUAAAGGUUCGCUAAUUGGUAAUGUAGCACAGGAUCUGGGGCUGGAUUUAAAAAGGCUUCGAUCGGGUCGAGCGCGUAUCGUGACUGGAGAAAGCGCUCAGUACGCAGAGCUGAAAACAGACAAAGGGAUUCUAGUCGUGAGUGAGAGAAUAGACCGAGAGCAGCUAUGCGGCGACACCACGCCAUGCAGCUUCAGCUUCGAGAUCAUUCUGGAAAACCCAAUCGAACUGCAUCAGGUAACUGUUGAAAUCAUAGACGUAAACGAUAACUCCCCUGCAUUCCAGAAAAACAACAUUAAUUUUGAAAUAAGCGAAUCUGCGACUCCUGGUUCACGCUUUGCAUUAGAGAGUGCGCAUGAUGCUGAUGUAGAAUUAAAUUCGUUGCAAAAUUAUAUUCUCACCAGAAACAAUUAUUUUGUCUUAAAACAACAUUCUAAUCCCGACGGAAGCAGGUAUGUUGAGAUGGUCCUUGAUAAAGCGUUAGACAGGGAGGAGCAUCCUCAUUUAUCUCUGAAGCUGAUUGCUGUAGAUGGAGGAAACCCGCAGAGGUCUGGCUCUGUUAAUAUAGAGGUUACUGUUUUAGACGCGAAUGACAACGCACCUGUGUUUAACCAGACAAUUUAUAGAGCAUCUGUGAUGGAGAAUGCACAGAAAGGCACUUACAUUACUACUGUUAAUGCCACCGAUGCAGAUAGUGGAUCAAACGGACAUAUCACGUUCUCCUUCUCCGAUAUGAAAGAACAGUCGAGAGGUAUUUUUAACAUCGAUGAAAACAUUGGCUUGGUGUCUGUUUUAGGAAACAUUGACUUUGAGAAAGACAAACGUUUUGAGAUCAGAGUUAAAGCAACAGACCAAGGAGGUCUGACGAGUACAAGUAAGCUCAUAAUCGAAGUAGUGGAUGUUAAUGAUAAUGCGCCGGUAAUUACUCUCAUGUCUCUCUCGAGUCCUGUAUCCGAGGAUGCGCCACCAGGUACAACAAUUGCAGUGGUUAAUAUCAAAGAUUCUGACUCUGGGAGAAAUGGACAGGUUUUGUGCGUCAUUAAUGAAAACAUCCCGUUCAAAAUCAAAUCAUCCCUCUCUAACUAUUAUAAUUUGAUCACAGAUGCCUUUCUUGAUCGUGAAACUCAGUCGCAGUAUAAUAUAACAGUGACUGCAACCGAUUCAGGUUCACCUGCGCUCUCGAGCUCAAAAACUCUCAGCCUUAAAGUGUCUGACAUCAACGAUAAUGCGCCAGUUUUUGAUCAAAAAAGCUAUUCAGCACAAUUUAUUGAGAAUAAUACUCCAGGGUUGUCUAUAUGUAGUGUUACGGCGAGAGAUUUAGACUGGAAUCAAAACUCCCGAGUGUCUUAUUAUUUAGAGGAUGCGCAUAUUAGCGGAGCGCCGAUUUCCUCUUACGUGUCUAUAAACUCCGAGAAUGGCGUGUUACACGCAGUGCGUUCGUUUGAUUACGAGCAAAUUAAACAGAUUAGUUUCGUUGUAAAAGCGCAGGACGGAGGCUCUCCUCCUCUCAGCAGCAACGUGAGCGUCAAAAUCCUGAUUCAGGACCAGAAUGACAACGCGCCUCAGGUUCUGUAUCCGGUCCAGUCAGGCGCUUCUGUGGUGGCUGAAAUAGUGCCUCGUUCGGCAGAUGUGGGUUAUCUGGUGACUAAAGUGGUGGCUGUUGAUGUGGACUCUGGACAGAAUGCCUGGCUCUCCUAUAAACUGCACAAAGCCACAGACAGGGCGCUGUUUGAAGUGGGCGCACAGAAUGGAGAAAUAAGAACUGUCCGGCAAGUGACAGAUAAAGAUGCUGUCAAACAAAGACUCACUGUUGUAGUGGAGGACAACGGGCAGCCCUCUCGAUCAGCUACAGUCAAUGUUAACGUGGCGGUGGCGGACAGCUUCCCUGAGGUGCUCUCGGAGUUCACUGACUUUACGCACGACAAGGAAUACAACGACAACCUGACUUUCUAUCUCGUCUUGGCCUUGGCUGUAGUGUCGUUUCUCUUUAUCGUGUCCAUCAUCGCCAUACUGUCAGUCAAAUGCUACAGAUGGAGACGCGAGCGGAUGUUUUAUAAGUCAGGAGCGAAUCUUCCGGUUAUACCGUAUUAUCCGCCUCUUUACGCAGAUGUAGGAGGCACGGGAACUUUACAGCACGUGUACAAUUAUGAGGUUUGCAGAACCACUGACUCCAGAAAGAGUGAUGUGAAAUACGGCAGACCUUGCAGUGAGAGCAUUAUUAGUCUGGACACCAGUGGAACACAGACACUCACGCAUGCGCAAAGAGGAAAACUGGUCAGUGGAGAUUUUGAUGAUCAGGUGAGAAAUGUUUUAUAA